AAUCGAUUUUAGGAGUUCAAAAGGUGUGAGUGUUUCCAGCUGUUCACAUAAACAUCACUUUCUCCAGUAAACUUAUAUAAUACACUAAGGAUUUUUACUUCGUUCAACCAUUGUCAGUUUUGUUGGGUGACAAACUCAUCAGAACUCAUAAAUCACAAACAAAUAUGAUUCUCCACAUGAAGAAUAGGAUUUAAGAAGCAUUUGCCACUUCAUGAUGAAAGUAAAGCCAAAUAUGGCGCUGAGAAACUUGGGAGCAGCCUUAUCAAGGCUGUCUCUCUCUACCAUCGCUAGAGGUAGCACCUCUGCCUCAGCUGGACUUCACAGGGAUCAUAUUUCUUCUCUGCCCUUCACUGGAACAACAGCUACGUGCAGCAUCUCAUCUUGCAUGACAAGUUCUUCAGCUACAUCGUGCACCAGCAGCAGCAGUGUGGGUACAUCAGUUGUCUGCAAUGCAAUGACUCUGAACCCUCAGAUUCGAAAAUUAACAACAUCUGCGAUGCGUCCUGCAUCACUACGGCAGAUGCACCGCACUGGACCCAUCAAGAAAAUACGCAAGAAUAAGAACCCUCUAGUUGACAGGCCUUUUGCCAGAGGUGUUGUGCUAAAGACAGUGAUCAAGAAGCCCAAGAAACCCAAUUCAGCAAACCGCAAAUGUGUGUUGGUGAGGCUUACAACUGGCAGGGAGAUGAUUGCCUAUGUGCCAGGAGAAGGCCAUAACCUGCAAGAGCACAACAUCGUCUUGGUCAGACCUGGAAGGUUGCAGGACGUACCCGGAGUCAAACUUAAGUGCGUUCGUGGCAAGUACGAUCUGCAGCACGUCAUCAAGAAGGUACAAUAAAUACAGCUGUGAGAAGUUGAAUCACCAUCAAGUCAUCAAGAGGAAACAAUGACAGCUCUAUACAUCUCAUGAAAGUACUAACCUGCCUCUUUACUUCAUUAUAGGCAGAAACUAUGUGCAUAUUUUCAUUAAAUUCAACCCAUGAACACAACUGGUAGAACUAAGUAAAAUCCACUCCAAACAGAAAAAACCUUGAAACACUGAACAUAGUCAAAAUCACUUCGACAGUGUCCAACUAAACUAUCACUGCAGGUGGUGUGCACCCCUGCCUAAACUUCCAGGCCUAUAUCGAAGGGGCCAUAUUUCUGGAUAUGAAUUUGGAAAAUGCUAUUAACCCUUAAAUGGCUGCCCUCAUUAGUAAGUGAAAGUUAGCUUUAGGGAUGGCAGCCAUCAUCAAUGGACGUUUCAUGAUCCUUGCAUUCCAUUUUUGCGCAUAUGGAGCAUUGCAGGGAAUCAUGAGCCUUCGAUUAAGGGUUCAUGAUCUUGUUCUAGAUAUUCUUGAUGUGAAGAGGCAUAUUGUACCAAAUUAUACCCAAUCUACUGUGAUUGGGGCACAGUCGAUUAUGUGCUCUUAGAACAAUCCAACCCUUACAUCAGUGAUUAGAUUAGCUGAUAACUGAAGGAUAAGUGGUAAAGUUAAAUACCAGAAGUCAUUUUAUUAGUAGAACUAGAUUUUUACUGCAUGUGCUUGGGUCUCAUCAUUCAUAACUCACUGUCGAAUCCUUCCAUCACCUCCCCAAUAGAGAAGCUUGUCUCUUUAUUUCUUGAGCAGUUUGUUAUACUGUUGACUAAAAUGACAGGUGUCUUAAAAGCCAAACAUUUCUUCUCCUACUGUAGUGCAGAUAAAGUUUUGAACUUUUAACUGUGACAAUACUGUACUUGCAAGUUCAAUCUCGUAGCACAUUUUUGUACAUUGUGUAGGUAAAUUAUUAAAAUCUACAAGAGGGAAAAUGAUAUUAGUACAUGUGAAAAGUUAAAAUUAAAACUGGAUUUGUUGUUCAGUAUUGCGUAAAAAUGUUUCUUGUGUAAUAAAUAACUGAAAAUGA
This is a messenger RNA of Homarus americanus (American lobster), 1884 nucleotides long. Its product is annotated as 40S ribosomal protein S12, mitochondrial-like. Gene Ontology annotation, molecular function: structural constituent of ribosome. Gene Ontology annotation, cellular component: ribosome; small ribosomal subunit. Gene Ontology annotation, biological process: translation. Bases 212 to 838 code for a protein of 208 amino acids. The transcript is spliced from 6 exons. The record is from RefSeq and is a predicted model, not a curated record. Lineage: Eukaryota; Metazoa; Arthropoda; Malacostraca; Decapoda; Nephropidae.